AAUAGCUUUGCAUAUAGUUGGAGGUUGCAAAUGUACUUUUAAAAUUUAUAAUCUUAAAUUCACUUGAAUCAGGAUGAGAAUCCAAAAAUUUUCUCAAUGCUUUACUGAGUCAACUCAACAGUUGUUUCUUUCCUGCACUGAGUUGAUACAAGUAUUUAAUUGUAUGUAGAAAGCUACAAAUAACUCCCUGAACAUAUGGGUUUGGAUGGGGAAAACAGUCCGACCACUUUGACAUCUAUAAUGAUCUAAACGUUGCUAUUGAAAAAGUACCGAAAGACAUCGAGGAACGGAAGAUACCUCAGCUCGGCCCUAGUGGCAGCAAAGCGCCUUUUUACUGAUAGGUUUCAUACGGCUUUGAUUGCGGCAGAGCGAAAUGGAGUCCGUUCAAGCUGCUUUCUCCCGAGCAGGCCCUCCGCGGAAGCCACCAAUACUGCGAUGACUGCGAGCGGCUUGGGUCCCAUUUGCGACCUAUAAUUAUGGCAUCACCCAAUCGUCGCCGCUCGCUGUCACAAGGUAACAAACCUUUCCCUACAGCAAGGAAAAGACUACCCAUGGGGAAAAGACUACAACUCCCAAGCGUGCUUGCACGGAAAUGCCUCCCCCGGAAUUAGAAAACCUUAUUGCCGGCGAAGAUGUUUAAGAGCGGGCUGUGCCCACAUCCCGCCAACCCGCUUCCUCCAUCAGAUUUCCGCCUUAAACUCCGCUCGCAAAGGAGGCGCUUACGUUACGGGGUGUGUCGCAAGAGCGAAAAACCAAGCACGCCCCUUGCAGCUCAGAGCGGCCACGUGACCCACCCGUGGCCCUGUCAGCUGAUCUCUGCUAAGCCGUGGCGGUCGUCUACUCUAGGCAGUGAUGGAGUUUCUUCUCGGCAACCCUUUUAGCUCUCAGGUCGGACAGCGCAUUGAGAAAGCUACUGAUGGCUCCUUACAGAAUGAAGAUUGGGCUCGUAACAUGGAAAUAUGUGACAUCAUUAAUGAGACAGAAGAAGGGCCCAAAGAUGCUUUUCGAGCCAUAAAGAAAAGGAUUGUGGGAAAUAAGAAUUUCCAUGAAGUGAUGCUGGCUUUGACAGUCCUUGAGACAUGUGUCAAAAACUGUGGCCAUCGCUUUCACAUACUGGUUGCUAGCCAGGAUUUUGUAGAAGGUGUAUUAGUACGAACCAUCCUUCCCAAAAACAAUCCUCCAGCCAUUGUACAUGAUAAGGUGCUGACCCUCAUCCAAUCCUGGGCUGAUGCUUUUCGUAGUACACCGGACCUGACUGGGGUUGUGACUGUUUAUGAGGACCUGAGGAGAAAAGGCCUGGAGUUUCCCAUGACAGAUCUAGAUAUGUUAUCACCCAUCCAUACACCCCAGAGGACUGUAUACACGCCACCAGAGUGCCAGUCAGGAGUUAUUUCAUCAGCAGAUUCUCCUCAAGCGAUAGAUUCAAUCCUGCACCCUGUAUCUUUACCACAAGUUCCAGAAAUUGCAGCUGAGGCCUCUAUCACACCUACGACAGACCAGAUUGGAAAAUUACGCAGUGAACUGGAAGUGGUGAAUGGAAAUGUAAAAGUAAUGUCUGAGAUGUUAACAGAAUUAGUGCCAGGACAAACUGAACCUUCUGACCUUGAACUACUCCAGGAACUGAAUCGGACGUGUAAAGCAAUGCAGCAGCGUAUAUUGGAGCUGAUUCCCCGCAUCCUUAAUGAACAGUUAACUGAAGAGUUGCUCAUCGUCAAUGACAACCUCAACAAUAUUUUCCUGCGCCACGAACGGUUUGAACGGCUCCGAUCUGGCCAGCCUGCAAAGCAACAAAAUGACACAGAGAAUGAAAACAGUAUGCUUGACAUGGGACCUAGUAUCACACCAGCACAAAAAGUUCCAGAAACUGUCAAUACACUUUCAUCUCAACUUGCAGGAAUUGAUCUCGGUUCUAACAGUGUCAGUUCAGGUUUACAAUCCCUCAAUAAUUCCAGCAAACUGGAAGAAGAGUUUGAUAUGUUUGCACUGACCCGUGGCAGUUCCUUAGCUGAACAACGCAAAGAGGUGAAGUAUGAAGAUCCUUUAGCAACAAAAGGUCUAGCUGGAGCCUUGGAUGCCAGACAACAGAAUACAGGAGCAAUUCCUGUAUCCCAGGCUGCUUUCAUGGAGAAUAUUGAACAGUGGAUCUCUGCUGAAGGGGGAAACGAGACAGUGGAUCCAAAGGGUGUCACCAGUGAAGAGUUUGACAGAUUCCUUGAGGAGCGUGCAAAGGUGGCAGAUCGACUUCCUACCCUUCCCAGCACCCCCACAGGGGCUCUUUCCACAUCAACAUCCACUAACUCUGGUCCUCAGCGAAAGAAGGACAAAGAGGAAGAUGCAAUGUUCGCUUUAUGAGCCGUUCUGCCGCUUGGUGUGCCGUGGUGACAAGAGGACCUGUGUGUUCUGCACUGCACUUCUUGGGGGAAGAGAGGGGAAUCCAAAGGAGACAAGAUCGGAGAAAAGAAUCUUCCCCUUUCCCUCUUCCUGCCUUCUUUCCAGACUGCUUCGGGUUAGGUUAAUCAUUGCUGCAAUAGGGGACACUAAAGCAAAGCAAGCAGUAGGAAGAGGUUGCAGAGCUGUCAGAUAUAUUUGCCAGAUGGAUGGGGAUUUCUCCAGGGAGAUCUAGGCAGUCUUGGGUGUAUUCUUCAUUGUUUUGUUGUGCAUAUCUUUCUCCAAUGAUGAUGACUCUUAAAGGUCGUGCUAAAAAUGGGUAAUAGGAUUUGUCAGUUUUUCCCAAUACCACAGGAAGUUGCACAAAAUGGUCAAAUUGAGCAGCUUCUUUCAAUCAGCUAGCUUUUCUGUACUUUUCUUCUCCUCUAGCAUUAAAGAAACUACACAUCCAGUUUGCUGUGACAAAAAAACAGAGUACUGUUUGUGGUCUUUUCACACACACACACACACACACACACACACACACAAACACACGUAAACACUCAGUUACAUACCAAUAUUUCUGCAUGAAGAAUUCUGCUCUCAAGCCAAGCACAUUCUCUCUCCAGUCCAGAUACCAGCUGCAUAGUGCACAAUUCUGAGCAGUAUCAAUUUCUUCCAAGGCUGGCUUUUUUCAGUUUGCAAAGCUAGAAUGUCCAGGAGGCAAAGACUUUUGUGAAAAAAAAGUUGAAUCUGAUGGAACUCACUAUCAUGACUUUUCUGUUUUCACCAUAAUUUUCCCUUAGAUUGUGUUCCACUAUCAUUCAAAGAACUGCAAAUGACAUUCAUCAGAUUUAUGGUUAAAGAAUGGUUUUGGGGGAAGGCAAUAUUGAAUUAUGUCAUGUAAUUGGGAGACUUGCUUUGUAUAUGCCAUAUUAAAGAAAUGACUUCACUACAAA
Molecule: messenger RNA, 3326 nt
Organism: Thamnophis elegans (Western terrestrial garter snake)
Lineage: Eukaryota; Metazoa; Chordata; Lepidosauria; Squamata; Natricidae
Gene: TOM1
Product: target of myb1 membrane trafficking protein
Exons: 15
Coding region: 853-2352 (499 amino acids)
Biological process (GO): signal transduction
Cellular component (GO): membrane; endosome
Molecular function (GO): ubiquitin binding; clathrin binding; phosphatidylinositol binding
Source: RefSeq, a predicted model, not a curated record